Magnolia sinica is the source of this 917-nucleotide messenger RNA. Its product is annotated as protein RALF-like 22. Lineage: Eukaryota; Viridiplantae; Streptophyta; Magnoliopsida; Magnoliales; Magnoliaceae. Bases 100 to 504 code for a protein of 134 amino acids. The record is from RefSeq and is a predicted model, not a curated record. The transcript has a single exon.
UCCAAUCUCUCACCAUUUCUCUCUCUUUCUUUCUCUAUCUCUCUCUCACAUCCAUUGAAGAAACCUGCUCCAACUUCUAGCAUUAGGAUUUCCAUAGUAAUGAUGCUUGGUUUUUGCAUGGGUCAACGAGUCGCGCUCCUCCUCUGCCUAUUGGCAAUGGCCCACGUGGCUGAAUCGUCUGCAUGGGACUCUGAGGCCCAGUUAGGCCCUACACACACGACGAGCAUGGCCGGCGAUGGCCAUGGCACGCAAAGGAAGGCAUGCAAUGACCUAGUCGGCGAUUGCAUCGACGAGGAGGAAGAGAGAGCGAUGGAGUCUGAUAUAAGCCGACGAAGCCUAGCCGGGACCGCCAAGCGGUAUAUAAGCUACAGUGCACUGAAGAAGAACCAGGUCCCGUGCAACCGCCGCGGCAGCUCCUACUACAAUUGCCGGAGGAGCGGACGGGUCAACCCUUAUAGGCGUGCCUGCACCGUCAUCACUAGGUGCAAGAGGGACCUCCGAUGAGAGAAUUGAAAAAUGGAGACAGGUAAAAGAAAAGGAGACAGAUAACAGAACCAUGAUGUCGUUGUGGCACUAACAUGAACGAUGUCCGUCCAUUCAUCUGUCCGUCCAUUUAAGCCGAAAUCCUAUCCGUUCUUUUCUAGAUCUCCAUUUGGAUGCUUUACUUGUUUCAUAUUACUGCAUUUUUAUUUUUACUUUGAUGUGGGUGCAAUAAGGAGGCCUCAGCGCAUCUCCUUCUCUUGUGUUUUAUGUUAUGGAACAAAAUAAAAGGUACAGCCAAAUGAGUCUUUUUUUUCGUAUGUAUUUCAAUAGGUUUGGUUUCUGCGGAUUUUCAUUGUGGGGCCUACCUGCAAUGUAACAGAUUACAGUUUCUCAGCUUCUUUUUUUAGUGAUCUUGUUGAUUUUUAUGUUGGUCC